AGGCGGAGCCAAAGGAGAUCUUGAGGAGGAAAAAGAACAGGGGUUGCUUGUGAGGGGUGGGGGAAAGGUCUGCUGGAAUAGGAGAGGGGCAACGGGUGGGGUGGUGGGGCUCCCUGCGCGCUUUUUUCCCCUCCCCCUCCGGUCCCCGGGUAGCGCAGGGGUGAGUGAGGGGGGCCGCUGCCUCAUUGGCCACUUCCACCUUCCCCCCCUGGCUCUUUUUGUGGGUCUGUCCCCCUCCCCCCGCAUCGACGUGCUGCUUGCCCCCCUGCGGAGGGGGUGUUGCUGGGCCUGCUGUCCCCCCUGACACCCGGUGAGGGGUGAGAGUGGGUUUGGCCUCAGCUGAAAGCCAAGAUCCUGGACCCCUCCGGUGUUCGAGGCCUGGAGCUGCCGGCUUCUGGGGGGGAGGGAACCCUCCGCCUCCCCCCCCCACUUCCUCGUCUCUGCCCCACAGGCAAUAGAAGGGUUCUAAUGGGAGAACCAUUCUUCUGAAGUAAAGGUUUUGCUGGCUGGCUGCAGCUAUGGAUGAGCAGCAAGCUUUGAAGUCAAUCAUGCAGGAUUUGGCAGUCCUUCAUAAGGCAAGUCGCCCUCCAUUGCCUCUACAAGAAACAGGGAAGGCAAAAUCAUCUUCACCGAAAAAACAGAAUGAUGUCCGAGUCAAAUUUGAACACCGAGGAGAGAAAAGAAUUCUACAGUUUCCUAGACCUGUCAAGCUAGAAGAUAUUGCAUCAAAAGCUAAAGUUGCCUUUGGACAGUCAAUGAAUUUGCAUUACAGCAAUAAUGAGCUGGUGAUCCCAUUAGCUACACAGGAUGACCUGGACAAAGCAGUACAGCUUCUUGAUCGAAGUGUUCAUAUGAAGAGCCUCAAGAUAUUGCUUGUUGCCCAUGGAAACACACAGAGUAAUACUGAGCCUCUGCCAUCGCUGGAAGAUUUGGAUAAUACAGUUUUCAGAAUGACAGAGAAGAAAAAUAGGCUUUCUGUAAUAGGUUAUUAUAGUCGCGACAGAAGCUCUCCCCCUCCAGGAUACAUUCCAGAUGAGCUGCACCAGGUGGCCCGGAAUGGCUCAUUCACCAGUAUAAACAGUGAGGGCGAGUUCAUUCCAGAGAGCAUGGAUCAGAUGCUGGAUCCGUUAUCACUGAGCAGUCCUGAAAACUCUGGCUCAGGAAGCUGCCCUUCGCUUGACAGUCCUUUAGAUGGGGACAGCUACCCCAAGUCUCGGAUGCCAAGAGCCCAGAGCUAUCCAGAUAAUCAUCAAGAGUUUUCUGAUUAUGAUCUUCCUAUAUUUGAGAAGUUUGGCAAAGGUGGAACUUACCCUCGAAGGUAUCAUAUUUCAUACCACCAUCAAGACUACAAUGAUGGCCGUAAAACUUUUCCACGAGCUAGGAGAACCCAAGGAAACAGCUUACGAUCCCCAGUUAGCUUCAGCCCAACUGAUCACUCAUUGAGUACAAGCAGUGGGAGCAGUGUUUUCACUCCAGAAUAUGAAGAUGGGCGGAUGCGAAGAAGAGGAAGUGACAUAGACAAUCCUACUUUGACAGUCAUGGAUAUCAGUCCGCCUAGCCGCUCCCCAAGAGCUCCAACUAAUUGGAGACUAGGUAAACUCCUGGGGCAGGGUGCAUUUGGCAGAGUUUAUCUGUGCUAUGAUGCAGAUACAGGACGUGAGCUAGCUGUUAAGCAAGUUCAGUUUGAUCCUGACAGCCCGGAGACCAGCAAGGAGGUAAAUGCACUUGAAUGUGAGAUUCAGCUUCUGAAAAACCUUCUACAUGAGAGAAUUGUUCAGUAUUAUGGCUGCUUGAGGGACCCUCCCGAAAGAACACUCUCUAUAUUUAUGGAAUACAUGCCUGGGGGCUCAAUUAAGGAUCAGUUGAAGGCAUAUGGCGCACUCACGGAGAAUGUGACUCGGAAAUACACCCGGCAGAUUUUGGAAGGAGUUCAUUAUUUGCACAGUAACAUGAUUGUACAUAGAGAUAUUAAAGGUGCAAAUAUUCUCAGAGACUCUGCAGGGAAUGUUAAGCUGGGUGAUUUUGGUGCCAGCAAGCGGCUUCAAACAAUUUGCUUGUCUGGUACAGGUAUGAAGUCUGCCACAGGAACGCCAUACUGGAUGAGUCCAGAAGUCAUUAGUGGAGAAGGGUAUGGGAGGAAAGCAGAUAUCUGGAGUGUAGGCUGUACUGUGGUAGAAAUGCUCACGGAGAAACCACCUUGGGCAGAGUUUGAAGCAAUGGCUGCCAUCUUUAAAAUUGCCACACAGCCAACCAAUCCCCAGCUGCCACCUCAUGUCUCGGACCACGGUCGGGAUUUUCUGAAGCGAAUAUUUAUUGAGGCCAAAUUGCGACCAUCUGCAGAUGAACUGCUAAGACACACGUUUGCACAUUAUCACUGAUGGCCUGCUUCAACCCAGCUGUCACCUACUGCAUUUAUUUUCUGACUGCACUUUUUUUUACACAAGGUUGAGAAAAGACAAGGGAGAAGUUGUUUCUCUUGAUUCUUUAUUUCAUAUAGAUUGUUAAUCUCUGCAUAUUUACACUGCAGAUUUUGUUCCCCAUUUAGGACUUAAGAUCUUUUGGUUUUGGUAAUGUACUGAUGUGGUUCGCAUAAAGCACUUUAGUACAUAUUCAUUCCUUAUUUAAGGGGGGGAAGGCAAGUUAUUUGGACUGCCAGGAAUUGUGUGUUAAGGUUUUUUUUCCUAGCACUACUGAUUAUCUCAGGAUGCAGGAAAAAUAUACUUGUUGUUAGCAGAUAUAGAAAAGGAAAAUGUGUCCAAUUGUUCUUUGUAAUAUGUAGAUAGAUGCCCUGGGAGGUUUUGGUUGUGUUUCAGCUUUGACAUGAGGCUCAUCCACAGUAUUGGAAACAGGUUUAAAAGCUGCAAACUCAAAUUGCCGACCAAGGUGUAUUCUGGAAAAGAAAUCUGACUAGUGCAUCGCCUGCAACCAAAUGUAUAUUUAUAAUUUUAAAAGAAUAUACAGGAGGGUUCCCUAGCUGAAGUAGUUCAAGAGUCUUUUGAGUCAAGUAGUUCUGAUGUGUGAAUGUUCUGGACCAGGAAUCGUAGAUAAACAGAUCACUGUAGAUCCAUAAACCUUUAGAGUUGAAGAACAAGCUUCACAUACCGUGCCACAAGUUAAUUUACUUAAUCUGCUAAGAUCUGCAAUGGGUUGUGCUGGAUGGGACCCCUGGUGGUCAGGGUGAAGGCUAGUUUCUCUCUUGAUAAUUUUCUGUUCUGCAUCCUUCAUGCUGUCCCAACUGGCCUGUCUGUUGCAUAAAAUACUUAAUGAGACCCAGUCUCUCUUCUUCCUUCCUUCCUUCCUUCCUUCCUUCCUUCCUUCCUUCCUUUAUUAACAUGCUUAUGAUGAAAUUUUAAAGUACUGUACUUGAAUAGGUAUCAGUGUCAAAAUUAAGCCAUUACCAUAUAUGUUGAUGCUAAACAGAAGUCUUUGUCUUAAGUGCAUUUGAUUUAAUAAUCAAAUAGUAUUUGCAGAAUUUGCAUCAUGGUGAGCCUGCAGAAAUUGGCUUUCCAGGUUUUUGAUAUGGAGUAUAGAUGAUCCCUCCUCUUUUUAAGCAAAAAGAGAAAGCAAGCUGAGUAGAAAUAGAUAUGGAGGUUUCCAUGUGCAUUGCAAUGAUAUAAUUAAGUUCCAGCACGCUGACCCUGAUGGAGGCACAAAGAAUGAGGUACCAUUUUUACUGUCCUUUUUCUAAAGUACAUUUUAUACCUUAUCUGACUGUUAGUAAUUAAAAUAAUUUCAGAUUUGACAUUAUUAUCCCAUUCAUAUUUGGACACCUGAAUAUAGUCUUGAAAGGAAAAGAAACCCCUUUAGAAUGUUUUAAUACUUUCUGUCCCUUCAAGAAAUUGGGAAAAGCUCCUGAAAGGAAAAAAUUCUAGUUUCCAGUGCCACAGUGUCUGUUUUCCAGAGGUGAUGUUUCUUAAUGCUGCUAUUAAACGUUUCCUAGGGAAAUUCAGCGCAGCCUGUAUGGAAGCAUCCUUGGCAAACCAAACAUACUGCAGGUGUGCAGAUAUUACAUGGACAGUGCAUAGUCUGUGACACUAUCUUCCAUUAAUAAGCUAAAAAAAGUCUCAACAGCAAUCAGUUCUGGAACAAUGUAAUGCUAUGCAUGUGAUACGUUGCAUGCAUGUAUAUAAUGCUCCCCAUACUUUAGCCACAGGUUAGAAAUAAGAGUUGCAAGCCCUAACUCUUGUUUGCAGUUGUAAGUGGUUAAAGCCAGCAAGGGAAAUUUACGGUUGGGAGCGUGGGCACAAGAGGCUUAGAGGUAAUAUCUGAUCCUUUAGCCAUGGUUAAAGGAUGCAGAGCACUAUGAGAGCACUCAAAGUUUGGGAAUCAAAAGUUGAUUGAACAAAAUUUACUCUAGGUCACACUAAGAGACUCUUGCAGUUUUCUAUGAAAUAUAGUACCUAAUGUAGAAACUAUCAUACUGAGUGGACUUCUAAGAAUAAUAAUUUCUUUAGUUCUUAAAUAAGCAAAUCCUAUUAAUUGUGAAUAAAAAAAGAAAUGGUCAAUUUUUGCUACCAAAAAAGAAAGAGGUCUAAUAGUCUGGGGGUGAUUCCAGUGAUUGACCUUCCUUCAAUACCAUAGGUAUUGAUCCCUCUCUGUGGCCCACUGUCUGUUGUCUUCUCCUACAGACGUAUGCUCAUCUUUCUUAUACACUCUUUCCAGUUCCUCGUAGGAAAAUCCCUAAGGUUCAGAUUUCUAAACUCCCAUCAAACUGUAACUAUGCAAAUUGUGUAAAAACAUGUGAAUCAAGUAAACAUCUACAAAUGUGCAUCGUUUGGUCCAUUAAUGGAAUGUGGGAUGAGGCUAAGAUGGAAGUAUUGACUUCCCAGCCUCCAAAGUGUACCAAACUAUGUUGAGCAUAUUUGUCAAACUUCCUUGCUCUACUCUGUUGUCACUGUUUAUAAUUGUUUAAUAUCUAGCAGACAAUCAUUGCAGCCUGUAAGUGACCUCUUAUAAAGUGUUGCUGCACCAGCUAGACAUGUUGAACUGAAAGUCUUCCUCCAGUGCAGUGAUUUGAGGAGCAUAUUUAAUGAACCUUCCCCUCUCCAGAAAACAGUAACUAGGGUUGCAAUCCUGAACACACUCACUGGAGAAGAAGUACCAUUAAACAAGACGAUAGUUAAUUUUGAGUAAAUACGCAUAGGACUGGGCCAUUGGAUUUCCCCCCCCCCCCAUUCUCAUCAAAGUACAGUGGUGCCUCGCUAGACGAAUUUAAUUUGUUCCACGGGUCUUUUCUUAUAACGAAAAAUUCGUCUAGCGAAUCCCAUAGGAAUGCAUUGAAUUUAUUUUUAUUUUUUUUUGCCCAUAGGAACGCAUUAAUUGAAUUUCAAUGCAUUCCUAUGGGAAAACGCGAUUCGCUAGACGAAUUUUUCAUAAUACGAAUUCGUCUAGCGAGGCAACCUCUGCUCGAAAAAUCCUUUCGUUAAGCGGAAAUUUCGUUAAGCAGGGCAUUCGUUAAGCGAGGCACCACUGUAUCACCUGAUUUUUGGCUGAGUGGUCAUAGAAUUGUAGCGUUGGAAGGGAUUCCAAGGAUCAUCUUCUAGCCCAACCCUCUGCAAUGCAGGGAUCUCAACUAGAUCAUACAUGACAGAUGACCAUCCAAUCUCAGCUCAAAAACCUCCAAGGAAAGAGACUCCACCGCCUCUUAUGGAAGUCAGGUCCACUGUUGAACACUCUUACUGUCAGAAAGUUUUCCUGAUGUUUAGUCAGAAUCUCGUUGCUUGUAACUUGUAGCCAUUGGUUCAAGCCCUAGCCUCUGGAGCAGAGAAAACAAGCUUGCUCCAUCUUCCAUGUGACAGCCCCUUCGAUAUCGUAUCUCCUCCUACUUUUUAACAGCUGACAGAAGUUUCUAGCUCGGGUGCCAUUCAGUAGUGUACACUUUUUAAUAUGAUUCUUUGAAUAUCUGUUUUGAGCUGCAGAAUAUAAAUUUGGUGCUAAAGUCACUGGCUGCCUACCCCUUGCUGUUUAGCUGUGUCAAGAACAGUGUCUCUUGGUGCUCUUUAUUAUUGGAUUGCUAAUCAUUUGGGAUUUGUUGUAUCACCUCUUGCCUUUAGAAUUCUCAGAUGUGUGUAAGCCAUGAUUGAGGAGAGGGUGGAAGAGUGAACUUUUGAAAAAGCACCUAGGAAAAUUACCAAGACUUAAUCUUAAAAUGUGAGGAUGGAAAAAUGUGUUAAAAUCUAGAAUUGAGGCUUGCUUUUAGGAGUCUGGAUCUGCCUUAACCUGUUCAUCUUUAGCUCAGCCACCAUAGUUGUUGUUUUUAGUGUCUGAGGCAGAGUAGUAGUAGUGAUGGUUUCAGUUUUCUUUUCUUCCCCACUGUUCAGGGUGGGUAGCAGUAUAAUCUUAGGAGAAAUCCUUGAGGAAGGAAAUAAAGUCAGCUUUUUUGGCUAUUAGACAAAUGCUUAGGACACCACUCGCUUGUGGAACCUGAAGGAAGAAUGUGAAUCUCUGAAACUCUAAAUUUUGAGCAGUUAAAAGGGGCCUGAAAAUGUUAACAUUACUUUAUAGUGUACAGGUAUGAUGGUACUCAUUGAUUAUGUGAAGGGUAACAUUGUUAUUAGAGUAUUAGUUGUGUAGGUACAACAUAGAGCAAGUAGGACAAUACCUCUUACUGGUCAUUUAGGGGGAAAUAUGUAAACUUUUAGAAUCGUUUGAGCUUCAGGCAUUCAGAGGUCAAAUAAAAUCCAUAUAGAAUUUACUUGUAGUCAGGCUUUUUGGUAAUUUGGAUGGGUGCAGUUCUCUAGGACAAAACAAGUACCGUAGAUGCUACUAGCAGGCUACACAGAUAUGAGUCCUGCUUUUCUAGAGUUCUUUGCAACCUAAAUCUUACUAAACGGGGGUGGGGGGAGCCUUAUGGGUUUUGGUUAUAUUGCUUACUGUCUACAUAUUUUCCCACACCUUUUUUGUUCCUAAACAGAGCAGUUUACAGUAACCCAAAAUCUGUUUUAAAGCUGCUUUAUAAUCUGAAGUAGUAUGCCGUUUCAGCCUCCCACUUCCUUUGUUCUGAAGAACCAGAGCCUUGACAGAGGGCUAGAGAGUUUAAAUUGCAUCUCUGUUUAUUUUGGUCUCUGAAUACCUGUGCUGAAGCAUGCAGUUCAAAAGUUUGCGCUAUUUUAACAAGGUUACUUCUGUUACCAAAAAGUAUGAGAAUGGACUUCAAAAAGAAUGUAUGAAUUGCAGCAUAUGAAUUUUAAACUCUUCUUGAAUUGUUUUAAAGGGAACUAUUUGAAGCUUGGCAGCAUUCAGAUUCUAUAUUAACCCACCAGCUUGCGGUGCACAGCUUGUUUCUCUCAGUUGCAGGUCCAUUUCCUUAUUGUGGCUAGACAAGGGUUUGGGGGAACCUAGUAGAAUAAGGUGCCUGCUUUCUGUGCCUCCCCCCCCCCCAGUACUGCAUUUUGUCUUGACAAUGGCAAUGUAAAAGCGCUGCAGAGAAAUAAUUAUCUCUGGAGAUUUCAUAAAUCUGAACUACUGUAUUUAAUACCAUUUAGAUGACAUUAUUAUUAUUAUUAUUAUUAUUAUUAUUAUUAUUAUUAAUUUUUUAAAUCAUCAACAACCAAACACAGUGAAACCCCCCAGGCGCUGCUACAUUAGGUAAACAUAAACAAUAAAAAACAUAUUUAAAUCAACUAUAUGUACAAUUCUAUAUAUAUAAAGCUCCACACUCCACAAGGUUUAUUUCACUUUUAAAUUUUGAUUACCCCAAAUUGUUCAAACCUACCCAAAUAAUUCAAUAUAUUUUCGUUUGAAGAGACGACAUAAAUACUAUCACAAACACAUGCUUAUAUAGGAGUCCCAGUGGUUCUUGUAACAUUGUUGCUAGUUAUUAUUAAAAACACUUGUGAUUUGCCCCCUAAGCAGCAUGGGGAAUGUAUCAAAGGUGUUUGAUUCUUAAUCCUUAGCAAUUUUGCACAUAAUGUAGUGCAAGUUUUGGAUAUAAGCCCUUUGUCUCACAUGAAUUGGUCACUGAGAUCACUGAACCAAAAAAUGCAGUGAGGAAUUUUAGUGAAUGGCAGCGGCUCUGAUGUUAAGGAGCCCAAAAGGUACCAUUUUGUUUACAAUUAAGACUUUGCCAAAUGGAACAGCAGACUUACAUGAUUACUUUGCGGGUUGCUGUCUCACUGACAAAACUGCUUAGAGCCUUUUAACAACAUCUACAAGAAGUGUACACUUUUAUUUAGAAGAAAAGCACUGAUCUCUCCCGCAUGCACUAGUGACAUUGUCAAUUCAUUAAAUCCCCCUUUCUAGGUGUGUAUUCUAAUUCCUAGAAUUCCAAAGAUGCAGGGAGAAUGAGGCCAUGAAGCCAAUAACCUUGCGUACAACUGCUAUCGUGUAUAGGCUAUUUGCGGAAAAAUUUUAAAUCAUGAAUAUUCUUCAUGUUUCUUAAGGACAAUUAUGAGAAAUUGGUCUGGGAACAGACUGUGAUCAAAUGAUCAUUCUAGGGCGAAAAUAGAAACAACAAAAAGCUGGUGAAAGAACUGUCACAGCAAAAUAAAGAUUCAUCUCUCCAAACAAGUUGCGAAUCUGGCAGCGACAAUGCCUCAUUUGUCAGCCAUGCUAGUUGGCUUUGGUCUGCUGUUUUUAGCAGAAUUUAGAUGGCACACUGAUGGCACAUUUUAGCCAGUCAGAAAUGAGCGUAAUGCAAUAAUGCAUUAGUGUCGUAACUUCUUGUAUUUGGUAUAUCUUGAAAGUUGUCAUCUUUUGGAGAAGAAUUGGAUGAACAAAAAAUUGACAUGGAAUCCAGCCAUUGUCUGUAGAUUUUUGAUACCUAAAGUAAGUUUUUGAAAAUCAGGAAACAACCCUAACAUGAUUUGUUGAAGAUAAAAGAAAAAUGAAGUUUCACCAAAAUCAUGUACGGUCUAUUGGAAGCAAUUUGAAUCUGCAACAUAAGUCCUUACAUUGUAAGUCCUUACAUUUCUAAAGCAUUUUUGUAGUUUGUUGCACUCAUUUUUCAGAUGCACACCCCACAGAAUGAAACUUAACCUGUUUAGUUAUACAAACAACAAAAAUCAAGCAGAGUGCCUUUAUCUGUAUGCCUUAAUUUUGUUUGUUUGUAUAUUAAUUACAAUAGUGGACAAGUGAUGCAGGACCAGCAAGAUCAGUCUUUGAACUGUAGAAAAUGGCAAAUUCCCAGUUGUUAAAAGUUACUUGUUAGUCUGCAGAAAUUUCAGAUUUAACUACCUAGUGUCCACCACCCCCGCCAGCCAAAUUCUAUACAAAUACUCAGAAUACAAACAAUGUUAAGCUUGUUGAACAAAUGCUUAACUCUCGCCACUGGAAAUCAAUAGCACUUAAUUUGGUUUGACAGUGUCCUUUAUUCUUAAGCUAUGUGGGAAGUAGGAAGUUCUACCACCACAUUGUUCUUUUACUCUUGCACUCUGUUCCAGAAUGCAUGGUUAAUGCUAACAGCUGCCCUCUAUAGUCUAUGAUGGUACUUAUUCUGAAGGAAGCUGUUUAAUCUCAGUCAGCAUGGCCACUGGUUAGGGGAUGAUAGGACCUCUGGAAAACCACAGGUUCCCAACCCUUGGCUUAAAGCAUGUGACAGUAUUGUAUAGACAAUUCAGAUGCCGUUUCAAGGAAAACAUUUUCUUUCUAUUGAUACAUAUAAAUUGAAAUAUAUAUAUGUGAGACAAACCUUGCUCCUGCCAUUGUCCAGAUUUAAUGCUGCAUCAAUGAGUCAGUUGCACUAGCAAUCCUUUCAAUCAUCUUUGCAGCAGUGUCUGAUGACUGCUGCAGGUAUUUAAGAGAGCUGGUCAGCAUUCACAAUAUAGUUCCUUUUUUUUCUUUUUUAAAAUAUGUGAUCUUUGGAAUAUAUCAUGCCUAUGCGGGCUGGGGACAGACUUUAUUUGCUUGAAUGUAAGUCCUUGCGGUGGUAUUAAAGUUAGCAAAGGUACCACCACCAGCACACCAGUACUUAAUUGCUGGUUGGUUCCUUUUAUGUAUUAUUGGCAUGUCUGCAUUUGCAAAUCACUGCAAACCAAAGCUUUUCUACUCCUGUACACAGCCCAAAGUGAUAUUUAUCUAGCUUAGAGACUGUUAAUUGUUGUCCAGUUUUUAAGCUUUGCUGGACAUAACAACUUCCAUGUGCAACCCAAGAGGCUGUAUGAGCAGAAAUAUUUUUAAGGGUGCCAAUGAAACUGUGUGAUACAAGAGUUAUGCUUAGUAGCUUCUGUGGAAUUUCAAGGGCUCACUCCUGGGUUUGCAAGGUACAUCAGUCCUUGUGGUGAUGGGGGAGGGCAGCAAAAUGUUCAGGUCCUGAUAACUAACUGCAGGUGCUAGUGAGUGCUUAACUGGGCAAUGCCUGACUCGUGUUCAGUGUUAACGUAAAGGCUUAGCCCUGUUGACGUAGCCAGGAGAUUCUAGUACAGCAGCAAAAUUUGAAAAGUGAUCCAUACCUCAGGGAAAAUGUUACAGGUUUUAAAUGAAAGGUGGAGGUGUAUAUAACAACUGAUCCAAAAUCUGACUUUAUGCAGGAGCUAGGAGAGAGAUCAUUUGGUCAUACUUACAUAAAUUCAUCUGAAACUUUCAGAAAUGAAAGCCAUUGGAAGAAAUGUUCCUACUUAAAAAAGAAAUGUGUGUUUAUGCAUAAUGUUUUGGAAACUGGAAUUGGCUUUUAAAUUGUAGUGCCACAUAUUUAAUCUCUUCUCAGCACAUACGUAAUAAUGCUAAAUGUGUUAGAUUCUACUUUGUAGAUGAUGGAGGCUUAAUCUCUUAAUGGAAAAAAGCAUUCUUAUGCUAUCCAUUGAACUGGCCAGAAUUGGCCUUUAGGCAAACUAUAGAGCAAAUACUAAUGAAAACUUGGAGGGAUCUGUCACAAGAAAAAUCUACGCCUGAAAUGGUGCAGCAUUCACAAGGCAGUGACCACACUGACCUUCACACUGUGUCCUGCAUCUGCAGAAGAGCAGAUUGAUAUGAGAACUUCUAGGAAGAAGCUUGAUAAUGUGGACCUACAUCAUCUGAUAGAAUGGUUUGACAAGCUGCCCAUAGCAGCCUCAAGCCUGAUGAGCCUUUUAUGUGCUGUGCUUGUACGAUUAAAGCAGAAGAAAUGGAAUCUAGAAUGCGUACAGAAGAUGGACAUCAUCGGUGGGUAUGGUGUAUCAGUUAUGGUAGAAUGCUCCAGUGCGGAAGAAUAUCUGUCAGUUGUAAUUAUUCAUGUGGCAUAACCACUCUAUUCUGGAGAUUACAAUUACAGAAAGAAACGGAAACAUUGCGACUACCUCAAAUUUGAACUUUAAAUACAGCAACGAGUUCAUAUGUAAAUACUCUGCCAUGCAAAAAACCUCUCUGUCCACGGAAGUUUGGUCGCUCACUACAAUGCUAGAAGAAUUGAUUGAACCUUAAGCAGUAAAAUUAGGACACAGAUUGGCUUUGAUGGAAUGAAUCUAGGAAUUGUUCUUGUGUCCUCAUUCUCACUGAUAAAGAAGUUCUCUGCUUCACAAGAGGCCAGCUUGCUAAAGAAAAAUAAAAGUGAUUGUGAAUCGCAGGCUGAUUCUUUAACAUUGCUCUGCUUCGCAGUACAUGUGGAUGGCAGCUAUGGAUGCAAAAACCUCCACAGGAAGCAGGACAUUUCCCAAGACACUAUCUCCAGCCAUUUUCAUGGCAGAUUUGUGAGGUCUACAUGCUAAAUCUGAAAGAGUAGGGCUUGGAAACUUGGAAAAGUUCGUUCUUAAAAUAAGGCACCGGCUUUUGAUUAUAUCCUUAAAUGCUGCUGGGUGCAAGUACAAGAUGGUAUCGAGGCUUGCAUGCAAUACAGCUUGCCUAUGCUAUAAAUGUGGCUUGGCACAGAUAGAAUCAUGCAGUGAUUGCUAGGGCAACGGAUGUGGGAUCCAAAGGUGCCUUGCUUAAGCAAAAAAAAAAAAAGUACUUCAAUCUGCAUCAAGCAGGGGGAGAUCAUAUCCUGAACUAUUCCCAAUAACCUUGCCCCACCCCAACAAAAGUUGGCUUUUGGGGGGCUGGUGAGAGCUGCGGCACAGAAAACUGAGCAGACGAUUCUUGCUCUGGGAUGGAAAACUGCUUGUAGUUCUCUGGAUCAAAGCCAUGGUUGGCUGAUCCGAUGAAACUUGACAACAGGUCGUGCAGCAUAAUAAAGUAUCACUAGUUUGUUUAUUUUGCAGAGUGAAUUUUAUGGAGAUUUCAUAAAUACUUGUAAUGAAAUAUGUAUUUCGUGUCAAAAUUUGCCCUUUGCUUAAACUAUGAUCACCACAUAUUAGCACUGGAGUUUUGGAUAGAUUAUGUAUAUCUUCACCUUUCAUUUAAGUACUUCUGUACUCCCCCUCCACCACCACCACCACCACCACCAAAAGUUGUAUUUCUGUGGCUUCAAAGUUUGCAGCUGAAGGGAAGGAGGCGAGUCUUUAGGUCAGUAUAAUAGGCCAAAGUAUUUCUUGUGCCAUAGCAAACCAGAACAUUGCAGAGUUUACGGGAGAAGUAGUCCAUUUUAUUCCAAAUAAUUCAGAACAAUACUUCUCCCUUGGCUAUCUUGGUUCGGUGUAAGUCAGACAUGCAUCCAAGUGAGAUUUCUAAACUGCUGGUUACUGAGAAACUUAGCAUCAAAAGCAUUUUAUUGAAUUAUCUUGUGUAUGCCAACUUUUUCU
Molecule: messenger RNA, 12587 nt
Organism: Zootoca vivipara (common lizard)
Lineage: Eukaryota; Metazoa; Chordata; Lepidosauria; Squamata; Lacertidae
Gene: MAP3K2
Product: mitogen-activated protein kinase kinase kinase 2
Biological process (GO): protein phosphorylation
Molecular function (GO): protein kinase activity; protein binding; ATP binding
Source: RefSeq, a predicted model, not a curated record